Molecule: messenger RNA, 6372 nt
Organism: Mytilinidion resinicola
Lineage: Eukaryota; Fungi; Ascomycota; Dothideomycetes; Mytilinidiales; Mytilinidiaceae
Exons: 3
Coding region: 1-6324 (2107 amino acids)
Source: RefSeq, a predicted model, not a curated record
AUGAUCCUACAAGGUUUGCUGAGGCUUGUUGGAGUGAUUGUUCACGUUCCUGCUAAAGAGGUGUCGCUUUUGUUAACUUACCUCGAACUCCCUGAGUGUACAGUGAACGCCCCUUGGGCGUGUUGUCGAUACUUAUUUGGCUCGUCAGUCAAUCUCGAACCUCCAGCUUCUUCCCUCCAUACACCCAAGACCCACCGUGACUUCGCUCGUCACGACCCCGCUGAACCUACCUUUCUUGCAUCUGUAGGCCUUGCAUCAGCAAAACAUUCUUUCACUCUUCUCGCCAUGGAGGAGAGAGGAUCGGGCCCACCUCCAGGCGGCGGCGGCGAUUUGCCUGGCAGUCCGCCACGCAAUCUUCCACCGCUGCCCCCCUCUAACAUCACUCUUCAACCUCUUCGACUCCCUACGCCUCAUGAAUCCACUCCGACUCUUGGCAUGACGCACGCAUCAUAUGGUACUCCUUUCGAGAACGGAACGCCAUCCAUACCUGACCUUGGACACUUCGAAAUUGGUGAAAGCACUUUGAACGCUCCUUCCAGCUUGAAUAUAGAUUCACCUUCGCUCUCUAAUAUCACCUCCACGAAGCCCGCCGAACGGUUUUGGUCCACUGUUCGGAAGAAUGCUGCUGAGAGGCGAGUUACGGAACAUCUGGCCAAUACCUCGAGGACAGUCGUGGUGUAUGCUGCACGGAAGCAGACAGAUUUACAACCCACGCGCGUAUCGGCACGUAUCGCGGCCAAACAGGCGCAGCAGGCCCAGCCUCCUCAGCAAGCCCAAGUCCAGCCUCCUCAUCAAGCUCAACCACCGGCCAGCGCGCCACCGCGUAGGAAACAACCGACAAAGAAAGCGACAACGACAAAAGCACCUACGAGGCAGCCUGCCAAGAAUGUGAGGAAACCUAUUGGCCAAGAGCCGACACGGGCAGUGAAAACGCCGGCAGAACCUCGACAGGAGAGACUCGCCGCGCGCAACGCAAAGCGAGAAGCUGAAGAGGCCGCGCUUGCUGCCAAGCUGGCUUUUGGGAAGAAGAAGAAGGCAACUCGGGCUAAGAAGUCGACCAGCGUGGCUCAUGUGGAGCUCGAUACCGACGCCGAGGGCGAGACGGCGCACGAUACUGCUCAAGACCAUACUCAGCAGGAUGCUUCAGAAGCCAAUGUCGACGCAGCGGUCUCCGAUGCAGCAGCUGGUAGCUCUUCUCAACCUCAAGCUACUACGCCUGCUCCUCCUCCUGCAGCCAAGAGGUCGCGCGCGCGUAAGGCCGCGCCGGCCCAGCCAGUGAAACGAAACCCGCCUCGAGCAGGCCGCCCUUCCCGUAGUAAGAUUCAGUCUUACAUUAGGGGUAGGCAGGUCAAGGAGGAUGAGCUUGCUGAUGAUGAAGAAGUAGCUCAUGACUCCGUAGAUGAUUUUGAGGAGGAAGAGGCAGACACCCAGCAAACUUCCGCAAAAUCUGGCGCUGAUGGCGAGGUACAAGUUACGAAUGCACCCAUUGCUGGCGAUUUCGAUGAGCGCCUCGAGGAUGAAGAAACUUCCCAACGACCCGAAGAAGAUGCAGUGGAAGGAGCCUCGGACACUCCCGUGGAUAACAAUGUUGAUCAACGCGAGAAGGAACUCCCAGAAACAACUCUUGAUGACCAUGUUGAGGAACAGUCAGAGGCCUCACCCUCAAGUCGCAACGCUCAGGACAAUACCCAACCAGCACUUGCCAAUAACAUCGAAGAGCUUUCCGGGCCUGAGGUCAACAAUGUCCGCAAAAGGAAGUCGGACGCUAUGUCGACUGUGGGGAUUGGGCACCCUAUCCUCAAGCCGGCGUCCCUAAGACGAUCAUACAGCGUUCCACCGCGAUCUCCUCCUCCGAUUCGUGGCAGUAGGAGCUCUUCACCGGAGGAUGGCCACGCGGCCAAGAGGCAGCGUCUAGACGCAUACGACAGUACAGAGCAGAGGGUUGCGGAGUCUGAUAUCGUCGCUACUGGUGACCAGUCUCAAGAAGCUCCUCAAAAUCCAUUUCAACCAUCCACCUCCAUGGAAGACGUUACAAAUCGCGAUGGUAAAGGAGCAGAAGUUCUGACCAAGUCACAGUCAGAGGGAGCUGCAGACCCUUCUAAUGGAAGAACAAAUGCCGCGGCCCUUGAUGCUGAUAUUGCCCGCCCUGAAGUAUCGCAUCGGGAACCGUCUCGAAAUCCGGCUGCUCCACCGACCUCAAAGCAUGACACCCAUAAUCAGGACGGAGAACAGGCCGAAUUUCCAGUGCAGUCACUCCCGGAAGGUACCCCUGACACCUCCAACCAGGAGUCCACUAGAAACGCUUCGAUCAGAGAGAUUGACCGUAUGGUGGUCGAUUCAGAUAUCGCCCGCCCGGAAACACCAGCCCUCGAAUCGCCCGGAAUCCAGGCUCCGCCCUCGACCCUCGUUGAAGAGAGCGUAAAUCAGGAUAGUCAAGAGACCGAAUUGCAAGGUCCUACGCAUUCGCAAGACGCCACAGACAUUUCUGUCCAAGAGCCCGUUGAAACCACACUUCAAUCACAGUCAGAAGACACUCCGAGCACCCCAAGGCUGUCAACAUGGCAAAAGUUUCUGACUGAAGCUAUGAGAGAAACUCAAGCGGAGACGGCCACUGCAGACGACGAAGAGGCGUUGUCCAAGCCCAAGGCUACCAACAAGCGCAGCCGCAAGGCCAGCACCCACAAUCUCACCAAGGACUUUCCAGCUUCUUCCGAUUCUCCGGUCCGACCGCGUAAGAAGGCCAGGUUCGCUGAUACGGUGCAAACCAGCCGCAUCCGCCCCGACAGGAGGUCUCUUAUUAAGGGUCCCGCAGAGCCGCUCCAAAGACCUCAGGACCCACCACAGAACGAUGAAGAGCUCAUGGAUGAUUUUAACCGUGAUAACCUUCGACACGACUACCGGAAUCGUAACGAGGAGCGGGACGUCUACAUUGAUCCAGUGCCUCCAGCGCCUCGCCCACGCCCUCGGCUUCCACCCUAUCUGCCGCGGCAGCAGUGGCCAAAGGUUCCUGAAACGUUGGACCUCACGCCUGGGAUCGUGGAGCCUGUUCUUUUGCCUUGGCAGGUGGAGGAGCACAUCCGGAGGAGGAGGUUGGAGGACCCAGACUCUAUGGGCCAUCCACCUGUGACCACUCCUUCAUCUCCGCCACCGAAGAAGGCAAAAAAGUCCAAGCAGCCUGAAGCAACUGCGUCAUCUGUUGCUGCACAGGCUGCUCUACCCCCAACACAGCUUGGAUCUACUCAAGGCGGAGUUAGGCGACGUUCGUCAAGUGUCUCUGGUGUCUUAGAUUAUCGACCGUUUAUCUCUCACCAGCCGGGAAGCUCACACGGCCAGAUCCAUGGAGAGCUCCUAGGCAUUCCGCAAGGAGAGACCUUAGGCCUGCUACAAGGUCAAACUCAAGGCGAGCCACAUGGAAGCUUCGCUACUCCUACCGGUGCGACGACUACCACCGGAGGCGAUUCAGCCCGAGAUACCGCUGUGUCUUCUCGCGAGGGAGCUCGGAAGAACGACACUAGCAAGCCUGACACCACCAAACCUGCUUCUCCUGCCGCGCCGGCAAACACUCCAGGAGGUGGUAGUGCCCAAGGCGUCGCCGGAUCUUCCCGCAAGAGAUCCAGGGACCACGAGACAUCCAAGGGCAAGGAUGCAGUCAAGCCGCGCACCAAGAAGCGGAGGACGAAGUCUCCUCCUCCUAAGAAGUCGCGGGCCCAGCCCCGUCCUCCCCAGCGAAAUCAAGAAGAGUUCUUCACCCUAUUGUUACGCUCAUUCCGGAAUAUUUCUGCCUACAGCCAACAACCCGCCGUCGUGGCGAACGUUCGUCGCACGCUCGCCAACAGGAAGAUGAUCCUUCAAGGUCGUGAAGACGGUGCCAGAGCAGAGGCACGAUACUGGCGCUUAAUGUACGAAACCAAUGGCACUUAUCAACCUGGUCCUCUGGAUUACCAUCCAGACCGGACGAUGCCGUCGGAUACUUGGCCGGCGCCCUUCGUCAUUCCGCCGUAUGAGACGAUGUUUCCUCUGCCUCGACCCGGAACCAUGAGGUAUGACCAGCCAGCUGAUGAGCAGGGUGUGCAGCACCAGACUUUGGACAAAUGCACGGCGGACGCUGAAGUGCCUAGGGCGUCUGAUAAUGUGUCGGAUGGGGAGGCCGAAGAAGACGAUGCGGAGGAGGAAGAAGACGCGGAGGAGGAAGACGGUGUGGAGGAAGAAGACGAUGCGGAGGAGAAAGACGAAGCGGAAGGAGAAGACGAUGCGGAUGAGGAAGACGAUGGGGAGGAUGAAGACGAUGUGGAGGAGAAAGAUAAAGCGGAGGAGAGCGACGAGAGUCGCAGCCGGGAUACGAACUCAGACGGAGACGACCUCUUCGGUGACGGUGCCGAAGAUGCUUCAAUCGAGUACAGUUUCCAGUAUCUGUCUGGCGGCGUUGAGGACUCGAUCGACGUGCCCGAGGGGGGCUCAAUCGCCGACAGUUUUACGGGAAAUAUGGAUGGAAGCGUCAAGGCCACAGUCGACGAUUCGAACGUCGAGAUGGGCGAUACUUCUUCCCAAGGCAGAGAAACGACAAGUGCGGCCGCACCAACACCGCAGACUGAAGAAGAGAAGACGGACCUUGAGGACGCCACCGAAGAAGAGGCGGACGCUGAGGAGAGCGACGAGAGUCGCAGUCGGGAUGGCGACUCGGACGGAGAAGACUUCUUCGGUGACGAUGCCGAAGAUGCUUCAAUUGAAUACAGCUUCCAAUACAUAUCUGGCGGUAUUAAGGGCUCGAUCGACGUCCCCGAGGGAAACUCAGUCGUCGACAAUGAAAUCAUGGAAAGCACUGAAGAGAACUACAGGACUGCCAUCAACGAUUCGAACGUUGAGAUGGGCGGAUCCUCCUCCCAGGGUGAACAAACGACAAGUGCGGCCACACCAACACCGCAGACUGAAGAGAGUAAGACUGAGACGAGCCUCACGAACGCCACCGAGGAAGAGGCGGAGGCUGAGGAGAGCGACGAGGACGACUCCCCACCAGCUAAAUCCCACGAUGCGAAGCCGCGCUAUUCCCUUCGCGAUCUUCCCAACGGCGAGUCGGAUUCGUACGAUGACUCUCCAGUAAAGUUGGUGAUCGAGGAUGGAUUCGUUAGAUUUGCCCCCGACGACCAAUCCAGCUCAGACUCACCAGAGUCUUCACCAUCGCCGCCUCCAGUUCCAAUGGCGGCUAGAUACAAGGAGUAUCUUCGUACUCAUCCCCAAACGCCAACCCGUCGUGUGCAGACAGAGCAAGAAAGGAUGAAAGCCCAGCUUCUGCUGGAGUCCUUCCCUAGAACUACUAAAAUGCCUAAUUCUCACGAUGCGGAAGCUCAAGAGUAUCAUACGCCGCAGAAGCAUGACGACACGGACGAGGACGCUGACUCUGACAGCGAGAGUGAGUCCGAAAGGGACGAAGUUGAUGAUGGAGCUGAAGAUGCUGAUGUGUCUUCUUCUGCCUCUACCUCUUCCAGCGAAGAUAGCGAUGGAGAGGACAUGGACAACGAUGACGGUCAGGCGGUCAUUGCACACGUCCAGAAGCGGAGCCAAGACCACGUAGUUGAGGCCCAGAACAAGAAGCGUCGCCUUCUCUCUCCACGUUCUAUGCCCGCGGGUACCCAAGCUCCCCCAGCGUUCGAGCCCGCGGCUGAAGGGGACGAACACCGUGCAGAGGUUGAGCGUAGGUUUCGUAUCGCCAUGUGGGACGUCCGUCAAUACCGCCCUCGACAACAACCACCGCGGCAUCUUUUGACCGGCCUCCCGCGUCAUUCCACCUACUCCAAAUCGCUACACUUCCCACGCGCUGGCACUCCUCGUCCAGGAAGACCCUAUCCUCUCGCGCGUAGUCAUAACUUGUCCGGUGACGAACGCGGGUCUACUCAGUUCUUCAAGCAACGCAACAAUCUCCUUAUGAAAAGAGCAGAGCAGAAGAAGCUUGCUGAUCCGCAGGACCUUACGCCCCCUGGAACUCCCGAGGCCGCAGCGGAGCACCGGGAUAAGGUUGAGGAGAUCAAGAACUACGACUGGGGAUACUGUGAUGAGUCGUCGUCGGAUGAUUCUGACGAGGACCAGUCGGGUGAUGAGUCGAGUGAGAAUGAGUCCGGCGAAGAGGACUCUGGUGAAGAAGAGAGCGAUGAGGAAGGCUCUAGUGAAAGCGGGUCAGAUGACGAGGAGAUGAAAGAGGCUGCGGACGAAGGAAAGUCCGACGAUGAAGACGUCGAAAUGUCAGAUGACACCGAUUCUGAAGAUUCCGACACGGAUACUGAGACGUUUGAGGAUACGUCUGGCUCGAGAGAUCUGGAGGAUGAGCUAUGAGCUGAAAAUAAAAAGGAAAAGCUACACCAGUUAUGGGUUCGCAAGACC